Phycodurus eques (leafy seadragon) is the source of this 1675-nucleotide messenger RNA. Its product is annotated as UDP-glucuronosyltransferase 2C1-like. The coding region runs from base 98 to 1675 and encodes 525 amino acids. NCBI's taxonomy places the organism in Eukaryota, Metazoa, Chordata, Actinopteri, Syngnathiformes, Syngnathidae. Gene Ontology annotation, molecular function: UDP-glycosyltransferase activity. The record is from RefSeq and is a predicted model, not a curated record. The transcript is spliced from 2 exons.
UGAACAUGUUCCUGAAGCGCCUGUGUGAAGAGACUGGAUAAACAUCAACACAGGUGGUCAGUGGAAGUGCAUUUUAAUCCGAGCACCAAGGUUAAAGAUGCCCGAGCAUGGAAACACACUUCUCUUCCUAGUAACCUUUGCGUUUUUGUCAUCAUGGAGAGUUUGUGACAGUGGCAAGAUUCUAGUAGUACCCUUCGAGGGCAGCCACUGGGUGAACAUGGAAAUUUUGGUCAAAGCACUCCAUGCUCGCGGACACUCCGUAGACGUGAUUCGGACCGACAAGAGCUGGUACAUCAAAGACAGCAUGCCACACUACGACGCCAUCACAGUAUCCGUCAACGAAGUGUUUGACUCGGUCUUCGUCAACCGCCUGCUGGAGGGUAUAUUUGCUCUGGAGAGGGAGCAAAGCUCUGUGAUGGCCUUUGUGGGUCUGCAGCUUGAAAUGUUCAAAGCUAUGUCCGGUACGACCAAGAUCAUGUGCAAAGUAGCCAGCAAGAUAUUACGAGAUGACGAUUUAAUGGCUCGUCUGAAGGAGCGUCAGUAUGACCUGGUCCUCACUGACCCUGCGCUAGGCACGGGUGUCAUCUUGGCUCAUGCCCUACAGGUCCCUUUAGUCUAUAAUGUGCGCUGGAUGGCAAGUAAGGAGGGGCAUCUGGUCCUGGCGCCUUCUCCUUUGUCUUAUGUUCCCAUUGUCGGCUCCGGACUGUCUGAUAAAAUGACUUUCCUUCAGAAAAUCAAGAAUCUUGGGUACUUCGCCAUUGGGGAAUUUCAGUAUAGGUUUUUAGUCGUACCCCAAUAUCAAGCUGUUUGUGACCAGUUCUUUGGCCCAGAGGUGAGAUAUGAUGAACUUGUACAGGGAGCAGACCUAUGGCUCAUGAGAGCGGACUUUGUCUUUGAGUUUCCUCGCCCUACCAUGCCCAACAUAAUCUACAUGGGAGGCUUCCAAUGCAAGCCUGCUGGACCUCUACCUGACCAUCUGGAGACGUUUGUGCAGAGUUCUGGAGAACAUGGAGUCAUCAUCAUGACUUUGGGGACUAUGGUGAGCCAACUCCCUACAGAUAUAGGUGAUGAGAUCGCGGCGGCUUUUGCCAAGCUCCCCCAGAAGGUCAUCUGGAGCUACAAAGGUGCUAAACCUGCCAAUCUGGGCAACAACACUCUCGUGGUGGACUGGAUGCCGCAGAAAGACCUCCUUGGACAUCCCAAGGUGAAGCUCAUCGUGGCUCAUGGAGGGACAAAUGGUGUCCAGGAAGCAAUUUACCACGGAGUUCCAGUAGUAGGAAUACCCCUGUUUUUCGACCAGCAUGACAACCUGCGGCGUCUCACAGAGAGAGGAGCAGCUGUGGUAGUCACGUUAGCCUCAGUGGACAAAGACGACAACUUCCUGAAGGCCCUACAGGAAGUUCUUACCAAUCCAACCUACCGGAACAACAUGCAGAGGCUUUCCAGGCUGCAUAGAGACCAGCCCAUCGCGCCGAUCGACAACGCCCUCUUCUGGAUCGAGUUUGUCAUGAGGCACAAGGGCGCAGCUCACCUGAGGACAGAGUCCUACAAGCUUCCCUGGUACACCUACUACUCUGUGGACAUCGUCUUUACUUUCUGUACAACGGUGGCAGUGAUGAUUUUGCUCCCAGUUGUGUUCUUUAGGAUGCAUGUCUUCAAAACAAUUAGAAAAUGA